AUGGGGGAACCUAAACAAAGGUUGAUUGCUCCAACUCCAAGUCAAGUCAAUACGCAAUCAUCAUCCACAACUCCCAUCGAUCCACCACGAUUUCAUCGAACAUAUUUUUAUCCAUCGUUACAAUCAUCACGAGAUACUCCUCAACCAAUCAUUAAUAAUUGGAUGAUGCCUAUCUUCUCGUUACAUACCCCAACUCAUCAACAAAUUCAUCCUUCCACUUCGUUAAAUAAUCAUAUACAUAAAUGCGAUUGGCCUGGAUGUACUUGGAGUUUUAAACGAUUAGAACAUUUAAAACGUCAUAUGAUUACUCAUACUGGUGAACGUAAAUAUACUUGCCACUAUCCCGGUUGUGGUAAAAAGUUCGGAAGGUCUGAUAAUUUUGCCGCUCAUUAUAAAACUCAUACAAAAACUAAUCCGAGAAGAUCAAGAAAAUCUGCUAAUAUCUCUGCUGAUAUCUCUUCUGCCUUGGAUAUUAAUAAUCCUGCUUUAACUAAUAAUAAUUUAUCAAACGGAAUCUCCGGUUUAAUGACUAUACAAUUACCCCCUCCUCCUCAACCUGCUGUACCUUCUUCAUCUCUUACUCAAGACCAAAUUGAUGCUUUUCAUUAUUAUUGUGAUACGGCCUCCGCUGCUAACUCAAAUUCUCGUCCUUCCAUCUCCGAAAAUGCUACUACAUCGCCUGAUCAUGCUUCUUUACGAUAUAGAGAAUGUUACUAG
Molecule: messenger RNA, 717 nt
Organism: Scutellospora calospora
Lineage: Eukaryota; Fungi; Glomeromycota; Glomeromycetes; Diversisporales; Gigasporaceae
Source: the annotation of a GenBank genome assembly